Messenger RNA from Aspergillus fijiensis CBS 313.89, 2645 nucleotides. RefSeq names its product acetolactate synthase catalytic subunit. NCBI's taxonomy places the organism in Eukaryota, Fungi, Ascomycota, Eurotiomycetes, Eurotiales, Aspergillaceae. Gene Ontology annotation, cellular component: acetolactate synthase complex; mitochondrion. The record is from RefSeq and is a predicted model, not a curated record. Gene Ontology annotation, molecular function: thiamine pyrophosphate binding; acetolactate synthase activity; magnesium ion binding. The coding region runs from base 102 to 2165 and encodes 687 amino acids. Gene Ontology annotation, biological process: L-valine biosynthetic process. The transcript is spliced from 5 exons.
CUUCCUCUUCCUCCUCUCUUUUCCCCGUUUUUCCAUUCUUCGUUGUGAGCUUCGUCUCUCAAUCUUAUUUCCACCCGGUUUGGCACUCAUCCGCCGUCAAGAUGAUGCCCCUGAGACCGUCAAAAAGCGCUCUGCGCACUCUGCAUUAUCAGAGAUACCUCACCUCUGGCCGAAGGACUUUUACCACUGCCACUGCCUCGCCCCACCGCUUCGCUGCGACACAGAAAAGAACCCAGAGCACUGCUGCCGCCACGGCCUCGAAUUCGAGACCCAUCCCCAGCCCUGCAUUCAACCAAGAACCUCACCGCAAUGAAGUCUCGCCACUCCAGAACCGCCAGGCUCCCGAGCUGGACGACUCUUUCGUCGGUCUCAGCGGUGGUGAGAUUUUCCACGAGAUGAUGCUGCGUCUUGGCGUCAAGCACGUUUUCGGCUACCCUGGAGGUGCCAUUCUUCCCGUUUUCGAUGCCAUCUACAACUCCAAGCACUUCGACUUCAUUCUCCCCAAACAUGAGCAGGGCGCUGGACACAUGGCUGAGGGUUAUGCCCGUGCCUCUGGCAAGCCCGGUGUUGUCCUCGUCACUUCCGGCCCCGGUGCCACCAACGUGAUUACCCCGAUGCAGGACGCUCUCUCGGACGGAACUCCCAUGGUUGUCUUUUGUGGCCAGGUCCCGACUAGCCUGAUCGGAACCGACUCUUUCCAGGAAGCCGAUGUGAUUGGAAUCUCCCGCGCUUGUACCAAGUGGAACGUGAUGGUCAAGUCUGUUGCCGAACUCCCUCGCCGUAUCCAGGAGGCUUUCGAAAUUGCCACCAGUGGCCGCCCCGGACCUGUCCUCGUCGACCUGCCCAAGGAUAUCACCGCCGGCAUUCUCCGCAAGUCUAUUCCCAUGAACAGCACCCUUCCGGCUCUGCCCAGCGCUGCCAGCGUGGCUGCCCGCGAAGUGAGCAUGCAGCAGCUCAAAGGCACCAUCGGCCGCGUCGCGCGCCUGGUCAACAUGGCCAAGAAGCCCGUCCUGUACGUUGGUCAGGGUCUGCUCGCUCGCCCUGAUGGCCCGGAGGUUCUGAAGGAGCUGGCUGACAAGGCCUGCAUUCCUGUCACUACUACUCUUCAGGGUCUGGGUGGAUUCGACGAAUUGGACCCCAAGGCCCUGCACAUGCUGGGUAUGCACGGUUCGGCUUAUGCCAACAUGGCCAUGCAGGAGGCUGAUUUGAUCAUCGCCAUUGGUGCUCGUUUUGAUGACCGUGUCACUGGUAACAUCUCCAAGUUCGCUCCCCAGGCUAAGCUGGCCGCCGCUGAGAACCGCGGUGGUAUCGUGCACUUCGAAAUCAUGCCCAAGAACAUCAACAAGGUGGUCCAGGCCAACGAAGCUGUUGAGGGUGACUGUGCGGACAACAUUCGCCUCCUCCUCCCCCAGAUUGAAGCUGUGCCCGAGCGCAAGGAGUGGUUUGAGCAGAUCAACGAUUGGAAGGCUCGGUUCCCCUUCUCCUUGUACGAGAAGCAGACCGAAGAGGGCCCGAUCAAGCCCCAGGCUGUGAUCGAGAAGCUCAGUGACCUGACUGCUCACAUGAAGGAUAAGACUGUCAUCACGACCGGUGUUGGUCAGCAUCAGAUGUGGGCUGCCCAGCACUUCCGCUGGCGCCAGCCUCGUACCAUGAUCACCUCUGGUGGCCUCGGUACCAUGGGCUACGGUCUUCCCGCCGCUAUCGGUGCUAAGGUCGCUCGCCCCGACGCUCUCGUCGUUGACAUUGACGGUGACGCUUCCUUCAACAUGACCCUCACUGAGCUGUCUACUGCCAACCAGUUCAACAUCGGUGUUAAGGUCCUGCUCUUGAACAACGAUGAGCAGGGUAUGGUUACGCAGUGGCAGAACCUGUUCUACGAGGACCGCUACUCCCACACCCACCAGAAGAACCCCAACUUCGUCCCCUUGGCCGAGGCUAUGGGUGUUGCCGCUCAGCGGUGCUCCAAGCCCUCUGAGGUCGAGGCCAAGCUCAAGUGGCUGAUUGAGCACGAUGGCCCCGCUCUCCUGGAGGUGAUCACCGACCGCAAGGUGCCUGUCCUGCCUAUGGUGCCGGCCGGUUGCGCUCUGCACGAGUUCCUUGUUUACGACGAAGCCAAGGAGAAGGACAGGAAGGCCCUCAUGCGCAAGCGUGGUGCUCCCAUGUAAGCGACGGAGCUGAUUCCAGCGAAGCGUUACGACGAUCUUAGUUUUCUUCUUGCAAAAGUGCCCUCGACCCAUGAUCUGUUGAUAUCCACGGCGUUUCUGGCGGGUUCUAAAAACGCUCGCGGGUGCCAUUCUGCGCCUACCCGACACCGAUCACCCGACUCGCUUGGAGCCGGGGACCGUGAACGACAGUAAAGCAGCAUCGUUCACUAGGGCGUGAUCGAGUACCCCACGGAGAAUGCAGUUGCUCCUCUGUGUGGCUCGACGACCGCCAAAGUCUUCCUUUUCUUUUCUGGGCAUGUUCUCAAUCGCAUUAUGGUUUGCCAGAAAAAGUUGCCUCGUUAGUUCUUGCGGAACCUCACUUGUAUAUAAUCCUUUUGCUGCUGUAAUCUUUAUGACUUGGAAAUACCAUGGAGGCAUCGAAAAGGAAUCUGUUCCGGGGUGAAGACAAAGCCGAGAGAAGUAAGAGCACAUACAGUCCAC